GCAGGCUGGUGAUGCAGAUGCCGUGGCUAGCCUGGAAGGAGCCGCCUUGGGGACAAAGAUACUUCUGAGGACCCCCGGAGGCCUCUUUCUUCCCGGUCCCUGGCUGGCCUCACCCUUAGAUGACGGUGCCAGAGGAGGGGAAGUGCAGUGCAGCGGACACAGAUGGUGGUCCAGAAUUCCACGUCAGGAAACAAAAAGGAAAGACACACCCGAGGCAAAGUCCCCAGCCCCACCCCCUGCUCAGAUAGACAGCCAUCAGCGUGGGACAGAGACCCAGGAGAGGCUCCUUUGCCACCUGUGUCCACACUGGGUGAGCCUGCAGCGCUAGGCAGGGCGCCACGGACACCUGGCAAGGAAACGCAGCGGCAGCAUCUGCCCGCGCAGCCUGUGGCGGGUGCUGGUGUCCAAGGGCGCGUGGGCCUUGCAAAGGGGCCCCAGCCAGCGUCCCCUGGCGCCAGAGCAGAGCUCUGCAAGGUACGACUUCCCGCGGCCUCCCAGGGCCACGUCUGGUUUUGAUGCCGUUUUGGGACGGCUGUGUGCCUCGCAGUUGUGCUCUGGGCCGAGUUUGUCUUCCUGACCCGUCACAGCAGCCUCAGCACUUUAAUCCCGUCCAACGUGGCAACAUCAAGGCACGUCCGUCAGGGGGACCUUUGGGCCCAGCAGGGCCAAGCAGCCUCCCAGCUGGAGCGCACAGAGGACGACCACGCGAACGUCCCCCUGGCCCAGAGUGGUCUCUGGAGCCGGCGCUGUCUCGGCAAAACAUCACCCACCAAGUUAUGUUCAUGCUGGUUUUUAAUUACAUUUGUUUUAUUUGAGGCUAUUCGGCUUUAUGGCGGAAUACAAGUCAGCAAGAGCUUGUGCCCAGUUUUAUUAAGCUGUUUGUACAGCCUAAGUGGCUAUUAAAUCAAAACC
Messenger RNA from Symphalangus syndactylus (siamang), 912 nucleotides. Its product is annotated as cuticle collagen dpy-13-like. The record is from RefSeq and is a predicted model, not a curated record. NCBI's taxonomy places the organism in Eukaryota, Metazoa, Chordata, Mammalia, Primates, Hylobatidae.